Molecule: messenger RNA, 2198 nt
Organism: Bombus impatiens (common eastern bumble bee)
Lineage: Eukaryota; Metazoa; Arthropoda; Insecta; Hymenoptera; Apidae
Gene: Hex70c
Product: hexamerin-like
Exons: 6
Coding region: 50-2104 (684 amino acids)
Source: RefSeq, a predicted model, not a curated record
ACACAGCGACCAACUGAAUCCAGGGUGUAGCCGAAUUUUCAUCGCGGGGAUGUUCAAGUUGACUUUGUUAGCGGCGCUAGUCGCUAUUUGCGUAGCGCAGAGCACAUCGUUCUCCGGAAGUCGCACCGCCGACAUGGACUUCCUCCAUAAGCAGAAGAAGAUCUUCGAUCUGUUGCUGUACGUUAGACAGGCAGACCUAAGCGAUGCUGAAUGGUAUGACAUAGGAAGGAACUACAACGUGGAAACAAAUAUGGACAUGUACAAAGACAAGAAUGUCGUACAAAAGUUCUUUUGGUGGUACAAGCAAGGAAUGUUCCUUGUCCGUGAUGCCAUCUUCACACCAUUCAACACCGAGCACAUGUACGAAAUGAGAAUGCUGUUCGAGUUGUUCUACAACGCCAAGGACUUCCAAACGUUCUACAAAACUGCUUGUUGGGCCCGACUUCACAUGAACAGCGACAUGUUCACUACGGCGUUCUCCGUUGCCGUGUUCUACAGAAGCGACUGCAAAUACAUGAGACUGCCAGCCAUCUACGAGAUCUACCCUAACUAUUUCUUCGAUUCAAGCGUGAUACAAGAAGCACAGUACUUGAAGAUGUCUCAAGGAACUGGUGCCGGAAUGGGCAACAUCGAAACUUACGUAGUGACCGCCAACUACUCGAGCAGUUACAUGAUGCCAUACAUGGACGACGAAUAUAAACUCGACUACUUCAUGGAGGAUAUCGGAAUGAACGCGUAUUACUACUACAUCCGACAGAUAUUCCCCUUCUGGAUGUCCAGCAGCAAAUACAACAUGCCUAAAGAGAUACGUGGACAAUUUUAUUAUUUCAUCCACCAGCAGUUAUUGGCUAGGUACUUCCUUGAACGAAUGUCAAACGACCUUGGUAAAAUAGAGGACUUCGACUGGAACAAGUCAAUCUACCCUGGAUACUUCUCCACGAUGAUGUACCCCAAUGGCAUACCUUUCCCACAAAGAGACAGAUAUUCGGCUCUACCCUAUUAUAAAUACAAGUAUCUUAAGGAAAUCAAUGCCCUGGAGUUGCGUAUAAUGGACGCCAUCGACUCUGGCUAUCUGAUAGACCAAUAUGGAAAGAAGGUAGACAUCUACACAUCGGAAGGUUUGAACAUACUCGGCAACGUGAUAGAAGGGAAUGUAGACUCUUGUAACACCAGAUUCUACGGCAUGUACGACGCACUUGCACGCGACAUCCUUGGCUUCAACUUCGACUUCUACAACAAGAACAAGGUGAUCCCCAGCGUCCUGCAAUCCUACUGUACCAGCAUGAGAGAUCCGGCAUUCUAUAUGCUUUACAAAAAGAUCAUGACUUACUUCUUCAGAUACAAGAAAUUCCAGCCUCAGUACUCUCAGAGCGAACUGCAAGUGCCAGGUGUGAAAUUCGAAUCCGUGAAUAUCGACAAACUGAACACGUACUUCGACACCUGCGACACUCUGAUCAGCAAUGCAGUAUCAGUGGAUAGCUUCAAGAGUGGAAUGUACCUUCGUCUGAAGGCACGACGCGCUUGCCUCAACUACCAGCCGUUCACCUACAAAAUCAACAUCAAUUCUGACAAAGAAAUGAAGGGAAUGCUGAGAAUCUUCCUUGGACCAGCCUUCGACGAGGUGCAACAGGAUAUGAUCUACUUACAGAAGUACCAUUACUACUUCGUGGAAAUGGACAGAUUCGCCGUGAACCUCCAUUCUGGAAGCAACAGCAUCGAACGUCACAGCUCGGAGUCCCUCAACACUGCACCUGGCAUGAUGUCAAGUGACAUAUACUACGACAAACUGAACAAGGCAAUCAGUGGAAGCGAGCCGUUCACGUACUCCGAAAGGAUGUUCGGUUUCCCAGAACGCUUCACUCUGCCACGUGGUAAACCAGAAGGUUUAAGGUACAAGAUGUUCUUCUUCCUGAGCUCGUUGGAAGAAAACAGCAUGAACUCGUACGAAAUGCCUCUGUAUGGGAAAAUGAUGUUCGACAACAUGCCAUUCGGAUUCCCAUUGGACAGACCCAUGUUCGCAUGGAACUACACUAUUCCUAACAUGUUCUUCAAGGACGUGUACAUUUACAAUCGUCCUUACGAAAAAGAAAGGAUGAAUUACUAAACCGAUGAGAUUUUUAUAAACAGUGUUUUCCCUUUAUCGAUUGUUAACGAUCUUGCAAAAGAUUCUUCGAAUAAAGAAUUCUGAAUGAAACGAA